Messenger RNA from Helicoverpa zea (corn earworm), 1439 nucleotides. Its product is annotated as thyroid transcription factor 1-associated protein 26 homolog. The record is from RefSeq and is a predicted model, not a curated record. The transcript has 2 exons. Gene Ontology annotation, cellular component: nucleus. Lineage: Eukaryota; Metazoa; Arthropoda; Insecta; Lepidoptera; Noctuidae. The coding region runs from base 238 to 918 and encodes 226 amino acids.
CUUCCCUUUCUCGCUCCUUCCGUGACAUUUUUGCGAAACGUCGGUCUCGUUUCUUAUGAAAAUUCAUCAAAAAAAUCACAUUAGGGCAUGCUCGGUAAAGUUUUUCGCACGAAACACCGUGAUAUAAAAUCUAUAACCGUGGUUAAGUUUUUUUGUGCCAAGUGCAAUUAAACAAUCAAGAUUCCGCCGAUAAUUCAAAGCCUACCCAGUGGGUGGCUUAUUUUGGUCUGAAUAAAAAUGGAAAAGAAACGAGACUCAUUUUUUAUGAAAAUGAAAAGAGACAGUGGGAAACCAGUCAAGCAGAAUCAUGAAGAAGUAGGAGAAAGCAAGUUUAAAAGGCAAGAAGAAUUCAAUAAAAAUCGCAAAGGUCUUGAGGUAAAGAAUGAAAAAAAGCCAUUCGACAAAAAAGGGUAUCGUUUAAAAAAAUACAGUAAAAAAUAUAAACUAAAACAAUGGGAGGAACAACGUAAAAAGAGGUUGCUGCGCGAGUACCAUAAAGAUAUUAAAAAUGACCCUACUCUAGGGACUUAUAAAGCUAAGACUUUUGACGAGGACACUACAGACGCGAACCAAGAAGUCGGCAAAUAUGUCCGACAUCCCGACUUGGUAGAGAAAAAGGAAAUAAAUGAUUCUAUUAAAGAAACAUCUCUAACGGAAAAAGAGAACUCGGGAUUUGUGAAAGCCAAAAAGGACCCAUACCACAAAGCUAAAGCCCAUUUUGAUAAAGUGAAACAAGAGAAGUUGCAGAAGCAACAAGAGAAACAAAAAAUUCAAGAAGAGAAAAAACAGAAACUUGACGAAUAUAAGAAGAAAAAGAAUGAACGCUUCAAGAAAUUGAGUAAGAAAACGAAGAAAGGACAACCAGUGAUGACAGGGCGGUUAGAACUUCUUUUGGAGAAAAUCCAGAAAUCGAAAUAGGGAAACAGUUCUUUAUUUCUUCAAGACUGCUAGUGCCGUUAGUCGGCAUUUAUGCAUUGCUAGUUACAUUUUAAUUAGAUGAUUUUUAUUCCCAUGUUUAAAAAUCGUAAACCAGUGUAAAUGUAAACCAGAUAAAAAAAUGGAAAAAUAUCAACAAUAUUUAGGAAGGCUUUUUGCAUUUAAAUUUUGCAUAUCCAAUAAUUUGGUUCUAUAAGUUUAUGGCAAUGUUAUUUUAUAAGUGGCCUGCCCUUUGCCGGAACACGUGGACUAAACCAAGUUUAAAGUAAUGUCACGAUUUACGAUUGCCUACAAUGGUAAUUUACUCUGGUAAUGACCUUUUGUUUUAUAUUAAUUAGCUCAUCGACAUGAGUAAUGCGUAUCAAGUCUUUAUGAAGUGGUAAACUUUUUAGUAGUGUACCGUGCUUUUAGUCAGUUUGUUGUCUCUGGAAUACCUGUUUGUUCUUAAGUUGAAUGUUUUGGAUUAAUCUGUUUGAUUUCAAAUAAAGUUGAGAUUUCUGUGA